Carassius gibelio (silver crucian carp) is the source of this 837-nucleotide messenger RNA. RefSeq names its product E3 ubiquitin-protein ligase RNF181-like. Gene Ontology annotation, cellular component: cytoplasm. NCBI's taxonomy places the organism in Eukaryota, Metazoa, Chordata, Actinopteri, Cypriniformes, Cyprinidae. The coding region runs from base 111 to 581 and encodes 156 amino acids. Gene Ontology annotation, molecular function: ubiquitin protein ligase activity. The transcript has 6 exons. Gene Ontology annotation, biological process: protein ubiquitination. The record is from RefSeq and is a predicted model, not a curated record.
UCGGAAACAUCGCGAUAGCUUAGAUAUGUGACAGUUCAGUGACACAAGACAAGUUUCAUCCCUGACGAUAAGCAAAUUCAUAAGUGAGUAAAGAUGCAGUGAAGUAGAGAAUGGCCUCAUAUUUUGAUGAGCAUAACUGUGAGCCCACGAAUCCAGAAGAACAGUACCGACAGAACGCCCUGCUGGAGCUCGCGAGGUCUCUGAUGCAGGGUCUUGACAUAGACUCGGGUUCAUUUGAUUUGUCGGAUUGGGACCAGCGUCUCCCCCCUCCUGCAGCCAAAGCUUUGGUUCAGAGUCUCCCCAUGGUCAUCAUCUCCCCUGAACAAGCAGAUAAAGCAGUGAAGUGUCCGGUGUGUUUAUUGGAGUUCGAGGAGCAGGAGACUGUGAGAGAGAUGCCUUGCAAACAUCUGUUCCACGCAGGAUGCAUCCUGCCAUGGCUUAGUAAGACCAAUUCGUGUCCCUUGUGCCGACUUGAACUAGCCACUGACAAUCCAGACUAUGAGGAGUUCAAAAAAGACAAGGACCGGAGAAGACAAAGAGAACACAGACUAGAGGAUCUACAUGGAGCCAUGUACACAUGACCUCACAACCUUCAAGAUUUCAAUAUGAAUUCAACUUUCAGUUUGUUGAAAGUGAGUUUACUGUGCAGGGACCAGGCUUAGAAAUUAUUGCAUUUCUGUGUACUUUGGAAAAAGAAAACCAUAACAAAACAUCAAAGUGUCAAUUCUCACUGGAUCACUUUUAAGACUGCUUUGUAUGUUUAUGCACUGAGAACUGUUUGUAUGGAACCUUAUACAGACGUUUCUGAUUUUAUUAAAUGUUUAGUGUGAAAUUGAA